This is a messenger RNA of Didymodactylos carnosus, 1296 nucleotides long. The record is from the annotation of a GenBank genome assembly. Lineage: Eukaryota; Metazoa; Rotifera; Eurotatoria; Philodinida; Philodinidae.
AUGUGCAGGGCCCACUACAACGACGACAACGACAACACAAGCUCCACUGGUUUUGAUGGUUUAUUUGAGCAUGUUCUUCGUACAGAUAAUAAAGGCAAUCGUAAUCUUUGUAUUAGGACUUAUCGACGUGUAAAACAAAUCCGUUUGCUAAUAUACGUACCUUUUGUAGCACAAAUAGUACCUUUGAUUUGUACAAAUGGUUCAUGGGCCACAAGUGGAUCAGUGAUUAACACCGGUGGUUCCGGUACUGGAUCAACACAAUUAUCCGGGCCGUUUGACGUUUUCAUUGAUAGUAAUCAAAACAUCUAUGUCGCAGAUUCCAAUAAUCAGCGUGUUCAACAAUGGCAAUCUGGACAGACAAACGGAAGUACAAUAGCAGGCGUCACUAGUCAGAGUGGCAACGGUUUCAAUCAGUUUAAUAGUCCAACAAGUGUAUUUGUGGAUAUAAAUGAUAAUUUAUAUGUGGCUGAUCUGAACAAUUAUAGAGUUCAACGUUGGGCAUCAAACAGUGUCGUUGGUACGACGGUUGCUGGUGGAAACGGACAAGGACCAGCUUUAACUCAACUUGGAACCACUUAUUCUAUCUAUGUUGACACCAAUGACUCUGUUUACGUAUCUGAACUUGGCAAUCACCGAGUAACUAAAUGGGCUUCAGGUGCCUCUAGUGGGGUAGUCGUGGCAGGCGGAGCCGGAGCUGGAAGUUCGGCAACACAAUUACAGUAUCCUGUGGGCGUAACUAUUCAGACGUCAACGGGUAACAUAUAUAUUGCCGAUCAAUCAAAUCACAGAGUGCAGCGCGUAUCACCUAGGAUGAUAGGGAAUAAAUUCUUUUGGUUGUCUACGUCAUAUAGGAAGAAUCCAGCAGGAAGUCUAACGGGAACAACGGUCGCUGGUCAAACGGGUACUUGCGGUAUAGGAUCAAGUCAACUGUGUUUUCCAAAAUCGGUACAGUUUGACACUCUUGGAAAUAUGUACAUAGUUGAUUCCAGUAACAACAGAAUUCAGCGUUGGGCACCGAAUGCCGUAUCAGGCACGACCAUUUUGCAACAAGGCUCUGGCUCUGGACUAAGUCAGUUGAAUGCACCAAAUGGGGGGAAAUUUGAUUUGCUAGGAAAUUACUACGUUGUUGACACAACAAAUAAUCGAAUAAUGAAAUAUGCUUCAUCCUGCGUUCCAACAACAACAGCUUCAACAAUUGCAACAAGUGGAUCGUCCCUGAUGUCAUCAUCUACGUCAGCAAUGCAAUAUCUAUAUAUAUCCAGCAAUAUAUUCUGGUCUAUCGACGCUACACCAUGA